UUACUUAUAUCGCUCAUUUUGACUUUGUGGCUGUGGUAACAACCCCAUGCUAAAUCUGACGUAAUUGUUUACAGAGGAACAACAAACGUGGAGAGUGAAGAUGUCAACUCCAGCAAGACGGCGUUUAAUGAGAGAUUUUAAACGGCUUCAAGAGGACCCCCCUGCUGGAGUUAGUGGAGCCCCUUCUGAAAACAAUAUCAUGGUGUGGAAUGCCGUAAUUUUUGGCCCAGAGGGAACCCCUUUUGAAGAUGGAACUUUCAAACUCACAAUAGAAUUCACAGAGGAAUACCCUAACAAGCCUCCAACAGUGCGUUUUGUCUCCAAAAUGUUUCAUCCAAACGUCUAUGCAGAUGGUAGUAUAUGCUUGGACAUUCUUCAAAACCGCUGGAGUCCGACAUACGAUGUUUCUUCAAUCCUAACUUCAAUACAGUCUUUACUGGAUGAGCCGAAUCCGAACAGCCCAGCCAACAGCCAGGCAGCUCAGCUGUACCAGGAGAACAAGCGGGAGUAUGAGAAGAGGGUGUCUGCCAUCGUGGAACAGAGUUGGCGUGAUUGUUGACCCCCUCACCAUUCACAAAGAAUGAACAAUAUCCAGCCUCAAGUUGAAACAAAAACACCGAAGACAAAUCUCUCAUAAAGGAAAUGAAAUGCACAUCAUGGUUUAAAUCUUUCUCUGCAUUAUGUGUGUUUGUAGUGAGGUUUGUAUGUUGUCGUGGUAUCACUUCAUGCAGAAUGCUCCUCCUAGACAAGAGCACAUCAUUUAACAAUGUACAUUUACUUUAAUCUGGGUUACUUACAAUGUAAUUUACCCCCAUAUUUCUAUCUUGAGACAAAAAGGUAUGUUCAUUUGUAGUUACUUUUGUAUCUUGUCAUUUUAGUGGUUUUAAGUCCUCUACAGUGUGAUUUGCUGUGUGGAUCAACAUUUUUCUUUUUUUCUAUUCUUUGAAUGUUUGGUUUCUAGCUUCUCUCACCCAUUUGCCUUUUUGAAACUUUAGUAUGAUAUUAACUAAGAAACAAUAUGAUGAACACCUGUCAUGGACUUCUAUUCCCAACCAAUGUCAAUCUCAAUAUCCUAUCCUUUUUUUUUUUUUUUUAUGCACAAACCGUGUUCUUGUUGGGGCUUUGUGCCAAAUGGCACUUUCAUCAAUGAAUGAUAUGCAUCAGGAAUCAAGUGUUUCAGAAAGGAACGUACUUGGUGCACUUUCAAAAGUCCUGUAACUGUUGCAACAAAAAGAAAAAAAGCUAUAAGUAACUGUUUCCAUGGACAGUUUUUAUGCAAGUCAAAUGUGUGUAUAUGUGUGUGAAUAUAAAAAUCACGACAGCUGUGAUAGAAAAAGGGUGUUUCGGUGUACUUUUAUAAAUGCCAGAUCAUUUGCUCGUUUGACAUGGUGUGAUCUUUUUGUCAGUAAAAUGAAUUAUGUGGGAAAUGGCAGUGGCAAUGCCUUUAUGUGUAAAUAUUGAUAUAACCGUUAUGUCAAAGUACAUUUGGAGUCGUGGUGAUAUGGUGUGUGUGAUAUUCCCACUACAACUCGGUUUAUGCAGAUUAUUAGGCUGCAGUUGAAAUAAAUUCUGAUGAACUUCACAGGGGGUGAAAGUGCAUGUGAUGAUCUUAAUGCUGCUUUCCAAUAAAUAUCGAGGGUCUUAUUCUGGUGA
Molecule: messenger RNA, 1653 nt
Organism: Oncorhynchus tshawytscha (Chinook salmon)
Lineage: Eukaryota; Metazoa; Chordata; Actinopteri; Salmoniformes; Salmonidae
Product: ubiquitin-conjugating enzyme E2 A
Exons: 7
Coding region: 101-559 (152 amino acids)
Biological process (GO): proteasome-mediated ubiquitin-dependent protein catabolic process; DNA repair; protein polyubiquitination
Cellular component (GO): HULC complex
Molecular function (GO): ubiquitin conjugating enzyme activity
Source: RefSeq, a predicted model, not a curated record